AUGACUGGAACUGAUAAAAGAAAACUCCUUGUUAUUGGAAAAUCGAAAAUUCCUAGGUGUUUUAAAGGAGUUUCAUCACUUCCUGUAUUUUAUGAAAAUAACACCAAAGCUUGGAUGACCUCAGCAAUUUUUGAAAAGACUCUUAAUUAUUGGGAUGAUGAAUUACGCCGUGAGAAAAAAAAAAUUCUACUGUUGGUGGACAAUUGUCCAGCACACCCAUCAUUGCAGCAUUUGAAAAUUAUGAAACUCGUAUUUUUGCCCCCAACACUACUGCUGUACUUCAACCGAUGGACCAGGGCGUUAUAA
Messenger RNA from Sipha flava (yellow sugarcane aphid), 306 nucleotides. Its product is annotated as tigger transposable element-derived protein 4-like. The transcript has a single exon. Bases 1 to 306 code for a protein of 101 amino acids. Gene Ontology annotation, cellular component: nucleus. NCBI's taxonomy places the organism in Eukaryota, Metazoa, Arthropoda, Insecta, Hemiptera, Aphididae. Gene Ontology annotation, molecular function: DNA binding. The record is from RefSeq and is a predicted model, not a curated record.